AAAGAGCGCACCCAAAGAUACUGGUAGUAGGUAUAGAAUGCUAAAUGAUUGGAUCCAUCUCUCUCUCUCUCUAGUCUAUGUAUAAGCAAAUAUACUUAAACCUUUGAAACCCUAUCUUCAUAAAGCCUAGUCUGAGUUUGUGGGGUAUUUUCAGUGUUAAGAUGGUACUGCAGACAUUAGACAUUGUAAAGAAUGAAAUUCCAAUAGAGGAAGAAUCAGUAGUUAUAAGUGAAGAUACUAACGCUGGUUUAGUUCUUGUGGACAUCAUCAAUGGCUUCUGCACUGUCGGAGCUGGCAAUCUGGCCCCAAGGGAGGCUAGCCGGCAGAUUUCUCAAAUGAUCGAUGAAUCAGCAAAGCUAGCUAGAGUCUUCUGUGAUAACAAGUGGCCAGUUCUGGCCUUUCUUGACUCGCACCAUCCUGACAGGCUCGAGCACCCUUAUCCCCCUCACUGCAUCAGCGGUACAGAUGAGUCCAAUUUGGUUCCUGCUUUACGAUGGCUAGAGAAAGAACCAAAUGUAAUAAUCAGGCGUAAAGAUUGCUACGAUGGUUAUAUAGGCUCAUUUCAGGAAGAUGGUUCGAAUGUGUUCGUCGAUUGGGUUAAGAAAAACAACAUACAAGUUCUAUUGGUUGUAGGGAUAUGUACAGAUAUUUGCGUGCUGGAUUUUGUUUGCUCGACUUUAUCAGCUAAAACCCGAGGUCUUCUUACGCCUUUGGAGGAAGUGGUGGUGUACUCUCGGGGAUGCGCCACCUUUGACUUUCCAGCUUCCAUGGCCAAAAACACCAAAGACGUGCUUGCUCAUCCUCAGGAGCUGAUGCACCACGUUGGCCUUUACAUGGCCAAGGGAAGGGGAGCCAAGAUAGCAAGAGAAGUGUCAAUUGGUGCAGUCAAGAAUGCGUGACUCACUACCGGCAACCCUUGUACUGCCUACCAAGGCGCCGCUACUCUUAAUUGCUUUUGUUUGGCUAUCAUUUAUACCACCCAUGUGCUACGCUCCUCGAAAAGCGUGUACGCUCAGAGACAGCGUGUGUUGCACCAUUUAAGCUUCUAGUCGGCUAUGAAUGAGAACCAUUUUCUUGUUGGAUAUUAACAAGACAUGCAUGCUAAUAACCAGCUCUUGUACCCUCGGAAAGUUCCAGAGUAUGGUCUGAUUUGAGCCAUUUA
Coffea eugenioides is the source of this 1162-nucleotide messenger RNA. RefSeq names its product nicotinamidase 1-like. Bases 162 to 899 code for a protein of 245 amino acids. The transcript is spliced from 5 exons. The record is from RefSeq and is a predicted model, not a curated record. Gene Ontology annotation, molecular function: nicotinamidase activity. NCBI's taxonomy places the organism in Eukaryota, Viridiplantae, Streptophyta, Magnoliopsida, Gentianales, Rubiaceae. Gene Ontology annotation, biological process: pyridine nucleotide salvage.